Molecule: messenger RNA, 723 nt
Organism: Blastocystis hominis
Lineage: Eukaryota; Bigyra; Opalinata; Blastocystidae
Exons: 3
Coding region: 1-723 (240 amino acids)
Biological process (GO): endocytic recycling; Golgi organization; Golgi vesicle transport
Cellular component (GO): membrane; EARP complex; GARP complex
Source: RefSeq, a predicted model, not a curated record
AUGCAGAAACUGGUGUAUGAAAACUACAGCCGGUUCAUGAGUGCAUCCAAAACUGUCCGCACCCUUCAAGAGAACGUGGGUGACAUGGAAACCCGCAUGUCCUCCCUUCGGGAACGGAUCCAAGUGGUUUCGUCUGUCACGGACACAAUCGGCAGUAAUCUGGACGGAAAUCGCAGCAAAGUGGACAAGCUCGUGAGCGUCCGUCGUCUGUUGAAGAAGCUCCAGUUCCUCUUCGACCUCCCGCUUCGUCUGCAGCGCUGCGUGGAGCUGGAGGCCUACGACCAAGCAGUGGACUACUACACCUCGUCCACGAUGGUUCUGAACGACUAUCGCCACCUGCGCAGCUUCAGCACGAUCCAGGAUUCGGCGGACACGAUCAUGAACUCGCUCAAAACGAAGAUGCUGACGACCAUUCAAGAGCCCGACGUGCGCAUGACGCAGCUGGAAGACUUCGUGCGGUUGCUGAUGAAGCUGGGGCACCCGACGGCGGACCUGUCUACGAUCUAUCUGAACUACCAUCGCGAUCGGCUGUCCGCGAUCAUCGAGAAAUACCAGAAGCUGGCGCCUCUGAGCGAAGACGAGAAGGAAAUCAUCGCGCUGAGCGGAUCCGAGCAGGAGGUCGAGGCGCUGCGAAGCAAGCAGAAGGUCACCAGCGAGUAUCCGCUGCUCCAGUUCAUGGGCAUGCUCGAGAAAGUGGGGAAACGGGGAAACGGUGAGGGGUAG